This is a messenger RNA of Mastomys coucha (southern multimammate mouse), 11064 nucleotides long. RefSeq names its product neuregulin 1 (gene Nrg1). Lineage: Eukaryota; Metazoa; Chordata; Mammalia; Rodentia; Muridae. The record is from RefSeq and is a predicted model, not a curated record. The transcript has 10 exons. Gene Ontology annotation, molecular function: chemorepellent activity; protein tyrosine kinase activator activity. Bases 1089 to 2657 code for a protein of 522 amino acids. Gene Ontology annotation, biological process: activation of transmembrane receptor protein tyrosine kinase activity; cell differentiation; nervous system development.
AGUGUGGGGUGGGAGACUGGGGCCUGCUUUGGUAGAGGGAAAUAAAGGGGGGAGGGGAGGAGGCCAGGGGGAGACCCAGUUUAGCUGGUUCCCGGCUGCUUCCCUUUUCUCUGGCCUUUAUUCCUUGUAAUUGGAUAAAAUAGGAACUCACUGGCGGACCUGCGUUGCUGGGUGAACUGUACUUAUUAGAGACCAGUUAGCAAUAGAGUGGGGACUGGGGAGGGGGUGCACAGGAGAGAGAGAGAAGAGGGGAGAGAAAGAGAGUGAGAAUAUACCAUUAGGAUGAGGAGGAGGGAAGAAGAGGAAGAAGCUAUGAAGAAGGAAGAUUGCAGAGGAAAAAGUGACUGAGCGCAAGAAGGACAAAGAGGAGUGGUUGGGGGUGGGGGUGGAGGCAGGGCGGGGAAGGGAGUUACCGCCCCUCCUGGCUCCUCCUGCCCUCGCAUCCUUGUGCAAUGGUACUGUUUGCAGGGAUGCUCAGAGGGCAGGCACCUGCUGCUCUGUAAUGAUUCAGCCUCUUUCAGCCCCUGCGUUAACACGACAGGAUGCUGUUGCUACUGUCGCUGCUGCCUCUCCUGCCGCCGCCGCUGCUGCCGCCGCCGCCUCCUCUGGUCUUGCUUUUGCUUUUACUUCUCCUGCAUGACAGUUGUUUUCUUCCUCUAAGCAGACACCAGCUUCAGACGCUUGAGGUGAGAAACAUGCCUUUCAGUUUGGGAUACUGGUUUACUUAAUCGGCUAGGCAUCAGCUUGCUUCCUAUUUUGUUCCCCUGCCUUCUUGACCAACCGGGAUGGUUUGGAGAAGCCUUUGAAAGAACUGAAAAAGUGUCCCAGAAACAACAGCUCAAGAUAUUUCGGUACACUUCUAUUUCAUAGUUGCUAGAAGCCCUUUCUUUUUCAGUUUUUUCUUUUUCUUUUUCUUUUUUUCUUUUUUUCUUUUUCUUGCUUCCUCCCAAGCGUUCUUACUUUGGAUAAUGGCCUUGGACUUAGGUGCCUUAUCGAUUUCCCCCGUCAAGAUGCUGUAUCAUUUGGUUGGGGGGAGCUCUGCAUGAUAAUGCACCGUGAGAGAGGCCGGGCCUUCUGGAGGUGAGCCGAUGGAGAUUUAUUCCCCAGACAUGUCUGAGGGAGCUGGCGGGAGGUCCUCCAGCCCCUCCACUCAGCUGAGUGCAGACCCAUCUCUCGAUGGGCUUCCGGCAGCGGAACAUAUGCCAGACACCCACACAGAAGAUGGGAGAAGCCCUAGACUCCUGGGCCUGGCGGUGCCCUGCUGUGUGUGCCUGGAAGCUGAGCGUCUGAGAGGGUGUCUCAACUCCGAGAAGAUCUGCAUUGUCCCCAUUCUGGCUUGCCUAGUCAGCCUCUGCCUCUGCAUUGCUGGCCUAAAGUGGGUAUUUGUGGACAAGAUAUUUGAAUACGACUCUCCUACCCACCUUGACCCUGGGGGGUUAGGCCAGGACCCUGUUAUUUCUCUGGAUCCAACUGCUGCCUCAGCUGUUUUGGUAUCAUCCGGGGCAUACACUUCACCUGUCUCUAAGGCUCAGUCUGAAGCUGAGGCUCAUGUUACAGUGCAAGGUGACCACGUUGCUGUGGCCUCUGAACCUUCAGCAGUACCGACCCGGAAGAACCGGCUAUCUGCUUUUCCUCCCCUACACUCUACCGCACCGCCCUUCCCUUCCCCAGCUCGGACCCCUGAGGUGAGAACACCCAAGUCAGGAACUCAGCCACAAACAACAGAAACUAAUCUGCAAACUGCUCCUAAACUUUCCACGUCUACAUCCACGACUGGGACCAGCCAUCUCAUAAAGUGUGCGGAGAAGGAGAAAACCUUCUGUGUGAAUGGAGGCGAGUGCUUCAUGGUGAAGGACCUGUCAAACCCCUCAAGAUACUUGUGCAAGUGCCCAAAUGAGUUUACUGGUGAUCGUUGCCAAAACUACGUAAUGGCCAGCUUCUACAAGCAUCUUGGGAUUGAAUUUAUGGAAGCGGAGGAACUGUACCAGAAGAGGGUACUGACAAUUACUGGCAUCUGUAUCGCCCUGCUGGUGGUCGGCAUCAUGUGUGUGGUGGCCUACUGCAAAACCAAGAAACAGCGGCAGAAGCUUCAUGAUCGGCUUCGGCAAAGCCUUCGGUCAGAACGGAACAACAUGGUGAACAUAGCGAAUGGUCCUCACCACCCAAACCCACCACCAGAGAACGUGCAGCUGGUGAAUCAAUACGUAUCUAAAAACGUCAUCUCCAGUGAGCAUAUUGUUGAGAGAGAAGUGGAGACCUCCUUUUCCACCAGUCACUACACUUCCACAGCCCAUCACUCCACGACUGUCACCCAGACACCUAGUCACAGCUGGAGUAAUGGGCACACGGAAAGCAUCCUUUCAGAAAGCCACUCUGUAAUCAUGAUGUCAUCGGUAGAGAACAGCAGGCACAGCAGCCCAGCCGGGGGCCCACGAGGACGGCUUCAUGGCCUGGGGGGCCCUCGCGAAUGUAACAGCUUCCUCAGGCAUGCCAGAGAAACCCCUGACUCCUACAGAGACUCUCCUCAUAGCGAAAGACAUAACCUUAUAGCUGAGCUAAGGAGAAACAAGGCUUACAGAUCCAAAUGCAUGCAGAUCCAGCUGUCAGCAACUCAUCUUAGAUCCUCUUCCAUUCCCCAUUUGGGCUUCAUUCUCUAAGACCCCUUGGCCUUUAGGAAGGUAUGUAUCAGCCAUGACCACCCCGGCUCGUAUGUCACCUGUAGAUUUCCACACGCCAAGCUCCCCUAAAUCGCCCCCUUCGGAAAUGUCUCCACCUGUGUCCAGCAUGACGGUGUCCAUGCCCUCUGUGGCAGUCAGCCCCUUUGUGGAAGAAGAGAGGCCUCUACUUCUUGUGACGCCACCAAGGCUACGGGAGAAGAAGUUUGAUCAUCACCCCCAGCAACUCAACUCCUUUCAUCACAACCCUGCACAUCAGAGUACCAGCCUCCCCCCUAGCCCAUUGAGGAUAGUGGAGGAUGAGGAGUAUGAAACGACCCAGGAGUAUGAGCCAGUUCAAGAGCCUAUUAAGAAAGUCACCAAUAGCCGGCGGGCCAAAAGAACAAAGCCCAAUGGUCACAUUGCCAAUAGGUUGGAAAUGGACAGCAACCCAAGUUCUGUGAGCAGUAACUCAGAAAGUGAGACAGAAGAUGAAAGAGUAGGUGAAGAUACACCAUUCCUGGGCAUACAGAACCCCCUGGCAGCCAGCCUUGAGGUGGCCCCUGCCUUCCGUCUGGUUGAGAGCAGGACUAACCCAGCAGGCCGCUUCUCCACACAGGAAGAAUUACAGGCCAGGCUGUCUAGUGUAAUCGCUAACCAAGACCCUAUUGCUGUAUAAAACCUAAAUAAACACAUAGAUUCACCUGUAAAACUUUAUUUUAUAUAAUAAAGUAUUUCACCUUAAAUUAAACAAUUUAUUUUAUUUUAGCAGUUCUGCAAAUAGAAAACAGGAAGAAAAAAACUUUUAUAAAUUAAAUAUAUGUAUGUAAAAAUGUGUUAUGUGCCAUAUGUAGCAAUUUUUUACAGUAUUUCAAAAACGAGAAAGAUAUCAAUGGUGCCUUUAUGUUAUGUUAUGUCGAGAGCAAGUUUUAUAAAGUUACGGUGAUUGCUUUUUCACAGUAUUUCAGCGAAACCUCCCAUAUAUUCAGUUUUUGCUGGCUUUUUGUGCAUUGCAUUAUGAUGUUGACUGGAUGUAUGGUUUGCAAGGCUAGCAACUGUCCCUCUCUUUGCUUCCAGUAGCACCCAACCAGUACUGUCUUGAAAUGGCACAUCCAUCCAAAUACCUUUCUACUUUGUAUGAGGUUUUCUUUGCUUUCCCAAUACGAAAUGAGUUCUCUCUACUCUGUCAGCCAAAGGUUUGCUUCACUGGACUCUGAGAUAAUAGUAGACCCAACAGCAUGCUACUAUUACAUAUAGCAGGAAACUGCACUAAGUAAUGUUAAAUAUUAGGAAGAAAGUAAUACUGUGAUUUUAAAAACAAACUAUAUUAUUAAUCAGAAGACAGCUUGCUCUUGCUAAAAGGAGCUACCAUUGACUUUAAUUUUAACUUUUUAGUUAUCGUUGGUCUUGAUAAAAGUAACAGCUUUGAGUACAGCUUAGAAAAAUGGGUUCUGGCUUGCUAUCAGGAUAAAUCUAUCAACAUAGAAAGGACUCAGUUUCACUUUCUGUCUUGGGGAAAAUGAUCCAGCAGCUUAUCUGUUGACCAACCAACCACAGCUGCUAAAGGUGCAAUCCUUUCUGACAUAUUUUUUAACUGACUGGUUGUACCCUCUUCUUGGUUCCGGAAGAGGCACAUAGUGUCAUGAAGCCUCAGAUCCAAGAGUACACUCAGCCAUCUGCCCCAACCACUUGUAUUGUACAAUGUGCCUGUGGUGCAUAGCGGUGACUUGGCCAUUGUAGGAAAAUGUUCCACUGGUAGAGCAUUUAGGAGUGAGUGUGUAGAAGUCACAAGGGGAAAGCAGCUGCACUACCCAGUUGACAUCUUAACUUGGUUUGGUUGGCCACUCCUUUCUCCCCAUUAUGUUUCUCUUGUGUUCAACAUUGCCUUGAUUAGGUCAUAACUAUGCAUGGAUAUAUUUUUUUGUUUUGUUUUUGGCCAGGAAUGGCCAAUGUGCAUGUGAUUUGUGAUUAGCAAGAACUUUCCAUAGUGGUGCCUCCCUAGGGAAUAUCAAUAGCAUUGGGAAGAUUGCAGCUUUUCUUGCAGAAGUGACCCCCAUUCAUGGACUGAUCUCUCUCCAUAAAUAGUCUGUAUCUUCCAUUUCUCUCCUCUAAGUAAUUUUUCCCAUACUGUCUCAAAAGCAAGACUAAGAUUGGUUUAAACUUUGUGUGCUCUCUUGUGAUUGGAAAGCCAAUGGAUGCUUAUAGAUAUUAACAUAUGAACAACUGUUAAUCCAGAGGGAAAAAUGAAAAGUGGGUGGGUGGGUGGGGGGAUAACCCCUCAGAACCCUGUUCCUGUUAUCUGUCAGUCAAGACCGGAGCUUCCUGAGCGGGUUCUUAGGCAUUCCAUAGCAAAAUGCGAAGGAGUUGAACAGAGGACUGGCAAAGUCAAUGGCAAUUAUUGAUUCUUGUUCUCAGUUGAACCAAAUCUAUUUUCUUUACCGAGCUUCGUUCUAAGUCAAAGGAAGUGAUAACCCACAAGGAGAUCUUAGAAAAAUGCUGCAGACUGGCCACAAGUCCAUGUGUUACACUCCUCUGUGUUUCUGAGAGAAGCUUGGCUGUAGGCCCCUUCAAGUUACUCAUAGUAUUUGAAGUCUCUCGUUUCUUGCCAUUGGUCACAGGACAGUUCUCUGUGCUCAGAGCGAUUUUUAAUAUUUAGUAUACACAGAGGAAUGAACCCCUGCAGGUGGAAGCCCAACGCUGACUUCCCAGUGUUGCAGAGAGUGGUUAACUCACCACAGGGAGGAAAUGUCAGCCAGCUUGAGAAUGUUCUCUCAAGGUUGCCUUUAAAGGCUCGACUCACCUUAUCAUUCAAUAAAGAAAUUUCUUUAUUGUUAUUUUAAAACUCUAAAAGAAAUCAGUUUCAGAUCUGUUAGUCACCAGGGUAUUAAGAAGAUCCCUUCUGAAAAACAGACUCCUCUGAUAACAUUUAAAAAAAAAAAAGGCAGCAUUUUACUAGCAUGAGAAAUUCUACAAUUUUUCCAGUUGCAAAUAUAUGUGAUUUUUUUUCUUCUGUGCUUUAUCUGGUAAUCUACAAUUGCCACGGUAGUUGAGAAAGCCUUUUUCCCCAAGAGAACAAAGCUUUCCUUGAGGAGAAGAGCCACGUGGCUGCUCAGGGCUACCUGUUGUAGCCUCUGCAUUUAUAUCUCCAGGAAUGUCUCUACAGUGCUUCACUGCCAGGUCUCUCUCAAGCAUCCUGUUGCUGAAUCCAGGCAGAGCUGAAGCAGGCCAGAAGAAUGCACACCUGUGCUCCUGGCAUGUAUGGAGAUGCCUUGUAUUUUAAGGGAGUACAAAUUACUCAGAAUUUAAUAACAACUAUGCUUCCUGGGUCUUAAAUCAAAACUACUGAGAGUUAUAUAGUGGGAUAUAGUAGACACCAAACUCCCUUUGUACUUACUCAAGAUUUGCUUUCUGUCCUGCUUUCCCUUCCAUUCACCCUCCUACCCUCAAGAGUGCCUGGUGGACAGCCUUCUGCUUACUACAAACUGGUCCUCCAUGUAAGAGAGAAUGUAUCUCAAGCAGCAAUAUGUCAUCUCUUUCUUGUGUCUGUGUGACUGUCGAUAUGGGUGGAAUCUAUCCAGGGUAACUUUCUCUGUAUCUAUUCCUCUUUUGGCCUGAAGUUGAAGGUAUCAGUGAUAUCACUGAAUAAGGAAGAUCUGGCCUUCCCUUUUAGUCCUGGCUGCAUUUCCAGCAGCUGCAGAGAUUUCUAGCCUCUAAGAUCCAUGAAACACUAUGAAGAAAUGCAGACAAAAGGAAAUGGCCACACAUCACAAUUUCUAGUAUAUAUUCUUUUGUAAAUACACAUUGUAUAGUACUUAGAUGUUUUCUUAAGUCAUUUACUGUCUUUAUGAAUUAAUGUUAGUUUUUAGUCUCUAAACUUACUGUAUUACAUUGUAAAUAACAUAUUGUCCUUUAUUAUUUAUAUUUAAACAUCUAACAUAGAGAAUUGUUUUCAUAUAAGUUUAAGAUAAAUGUUUAAAAUAUAUGUUUUUCUUUGCUUUAAAAUUAUGUACCUUUUCCUUUUUUUUCCAUUUUUUUUUAAAGAAUAAUUUAUUGUUCAGGAGAAAGAAUAUAUAUGUAAUUGAAACUAUUUGAAGAAUGCACAUUUGAAGGCCAUGAGGUACUGAUAAACUAAAGAAUUUAUUAUCUCAAAUACUAAGCAAUAAGUAAUUGUGAUUUAUUUAAAGUAUUGUUCAUUUCCCAAGAAAGUCAUACUGCAAUAAAAAUGCUAUCUGUGGAGACAUGGGUGUGUUGCUCAGCAGACGAGCAUUCGGUCUGUCAGAGUAGCACUUUUCAUCUUGCCAUGCCUGCUAUGCUAUGGGCUGUGCUUCAUGGAGCCCAUGAUCAUCUUGUCUCUGUUGCUUUUGCCAUGUUAUCCAUCCUUGAAUCACCUCUCUCCUGACUCUGUUUACCACUUCACUCCUUGCUGUAGGAAACACAAAAUCAAGCAAUAGAAUGUUUCAUUUCACAGCCACCAAACUGCCAUUCACAAAGACAUCAGAGGGAAACACUGAAUAACUUUCUAGAUCCUGAUUGUUGAUCUAUUCUGCAGUGACAUCAAGAAACUUACUCAGAUUAAUGGCAAUGACUGUGCCAAUCCUAUGCAAUCAUAAGAGAAAGAAAAAAAAAAGGAAAAGCUAUCAAGGUUCAAAUGAUUCAACGGCCAUAGUAGCUUCAAAGACAUCUACGUUAAACUUCCCUAUAAUGUCUUUAAAUUUACUACUCAUCAUGCACACCAUUUUAUGAGAAGGCUAAGGAGCAGUGGCUUUACUCUCCUCAUUCUUUAAAAAAAAAAAAAUCAAAAUAAUGCCCAACAUACUGCUCAGGGAGGGGUCUAUGCAUGGAAUAUUCCUCACAUUAUAAGAUUCAUCAUAGUAUGGAGGCAGUGCUUUUUUUAUUAAAAUUAACCCUAUGAAGCCAUAUUUUAACAAAUAGAUACUUUGUGUAUAACUUUUAUAUAUUUCAACCAUUCUCAUUAUCUCAGAGAGAUGGAAAGCUUUUAAAAGAUGUGCAAAUAAGCCAGCCUGCUUUGGAGUUUGAGCAUAACCUGAGAUUUCCCAUCAGAGUAUACCUUUGAUGUAGACAUGAUUCCUGGAAACUUAUAAUAGUGGCACAAACAUCACGUCCAAGCGGUUUAGAAGUCCAGGAGACUUAGUGUUCUGAAGCUCCAUCAUGAAUGCACUUGCCCGAGCAUCAGAUCAAAAGAUGAGAAAAUAUUUAAGUUAGAAUGUGGGUCCUUUCCCCAGUUUAUACUUACAUUUGCCAAUCCCAUGCCCAAACUAAAAGCUGUAAGCAACAAAUAUCAGUAACUUAAGAGAGACUUGUGCACCUAAGCGGUCAUGCUACUUCAGGCAGAAGAGUUACAUAAAGCAAGGUAAUGUAGAGAAAUGAAAAGUGACUUCUAGUCAAACAAAGAGUCUAGAUAAUUCCAUGAUUCUUGAGUUGUUUUUGAUUCUGGAGUGAUAAAUCUAGGUCAGUGCUGCAAACUAAAACGGAAGAUGUCUGUCUUUCCCAGCUAGUCUGUCCAAGUUUCUCUUCUCUGCUUCAGUGAUGAAUCAUCAAAGGGCUUAAUGUCAAGGAUUUGCUGAUAAGACAAGUUGGCCUACAAUCUAACCAUUUAAGAUAUCGGGGGGGUGGGAAAUGGGGCAUCAGUUGAUCUUAGUUAGCAUCAUGUUGCAUUCUCUCAUUCUGGACACUCUUCUGAAAGAUGAUGCAUUAAAAAUAAUUUAUUUAGGGACAGAGAGCUUUAUGCCUAUGAAGGGAAAACCUUUCCCUUUGUUUAAGAAGCUGCUUAUUGUACCCUACAGGGUAGUUGUUAGAUCAGGCAGUACGUGCUCUGUACAUAUCUGUCGGCCUUACUGAUACCCUUAAUCCUGCAACUUGUACACCUCCCUGGUUAGCUAUUGCUAUUUAACUGUGGUUGAAUUAAAACUAUAGCUGCUGUAGGAAAAGGAUUUUAUUACUGUAAAAUAUCAUGACAACCUCUUUUUUUUAAUAAUAAAAAUAAGAGACAGAAUGGAGUGACGAUUUAACCCAAGGAUCUUUCUCUAAACAUCCUCUUUCAAAUGAACUUUCAGGAAUGGAAAUUUAUGGGAGAAAAUCUAUCUCUUCCCACUCUGUUCCAACAAGGCUAAGGAAUUAACAUCUUUAAUGCCUUAUUGUGUAUUCACAUAUGAAGAAUUGAAGUACUAAGUAUCAAUACUUUUAUACUGUUUAUGACUGAAAAUAUCCUGUAACUUUUUUAUUUGCUUUAUGCUAGGGAAAAAAUGGUAGAAAUUUAGACCCAGGGAAGUUAGACUUCAUUCUCCGAGCAAUGUAUCUACUGAGUUGUAGGUAUGUUGUGGAUACCUAAUUUCUCUCAGUCCCUUCUUGCCAGUAGACUAAGUAUGGUGAGCAUUUUCAUGUCCAGCUCUCCUUAAUAUAGUAAGAGUUCUAUCUAAAUCAACUUCUGUGUUAGAGAAAGGAGUCUUCCUGCCUUUGCUUUACAGAUAUUCUGGAGCCUAGGUUGCUUAACAGAGCAACUCUGUCCAUCUUCUCUAGCCUCAGUUUUCUAAGGAAGUGCAAGUCCAUCCAUAAGAGUAAAGUCACAAUUUUGGUGUGUAGGUGGCAAAUUCUAGUCAAAAGAAGAGGACUUCCAUGGUAAGAACAAUGGCCCUGCCUCUGAAACUUUGUGAACUCCUGCAGUUUCCUCUUGCUGCCUUCCUCCACUCCAAGGUUGUGGUUUGGAGAGGUUUAAACUGGAGCACAUGUUAGGAAAUUAGAAAGUGUCUAGAACAGAAUGAGUAUUCAGACAGCUUCCUCUGCUACUCCUCUAGAUCCUUAAGUUCAGAGAUCGAUAUUUCUCAGUUUCAAAUAAAGUAUUCCACACUGCGUGAGCUGACCAAAUAGACCAUUUCACCAAUCCCAUAUAAGAAAAAUGCUUUUUUUUAAAUAGCAACAAGUAUAUGUUGAGAAACAACAUCACCAAAAUAACAUUCAACAUAGCAAGUAAGAUCUCUGUAUGUUUUAUUAAUAGUUGACUUCUUGUGUACUCAUGCCAUUUUGUGUCAAGUCAUUAAUUUUUAGUGGCUUAUGAUAAUCUCUGAGUAUAAGAUCACAGAAAAUGAAUGAGCCAUGACUCAUGAUGUGGUCUUCAUGUUGCCACCUUCAAACUUUAUUGUAAAUUUCUAAUAGAAUGAUCAAACUACUCUUAACUCUGCAGACUGUCUUAUCUAUAUACACCCACUGGCCUUAAUUUUUUCACAGAAAGUUCACAUAUAGUCUGUUUCUUUGAAAAUGUAUAAUCCCAGCCAAGGCCUCCAGGAUGACAAAUGAGAGAAGUUAGGCAAAUAUCAGAUUAAUACCAAACUCACAUACCUUUGUUGAUGUUCAUACCCAUCCCUAUUAUCUACCCAAUAAUUCUUGUAAGUUUUGAUUCACUCUUCACUCCAUGCAUAAAAUGAGGUCCUUCUCUCAUCUAUGUGAUGCAUUAAUAAUUUAUAGACUUAAGUUGUUUGAAUUCAUUCUUUUAACACUUGAUUCUGCAAAAGUGGUCCUUUAUUUAGGCUCAUGAUAUCUAUACUCACACUUACAAAUAAGCAUUGUUAAUAGCAAUGGAGUCUGAUAUAAAUGCUCGUGUAUAAUCUUCCCUUUAAAUGAAUCAUUUUUAAUUAAGAACAAUUGUUGAACUCUAGUUUAUCACACACACACACAAAAAAAACAAUGCAAAAGAAUAUUUUCUUGUUUUUUAAAAAUGAAUCCUUUAGGUAGACACUUUGUGCCUCUGAUCCUUAGCAUCAGGAAUUGAACAUUGGUCAUCACUGACUUUCCUUCUAAAGCGAGGGUCUUCUAAGCUUUUUAGAUCUCUGCCAGGUCCCUGGAAAUUUCCACUACUAUGGCUAUCCAGACUCUUGUGGUCCCUUAGAGUGGAGCCUAAAGCAGGCUUUUUCUCCUUUUCUAGGAAGAGGCUUCAUUGAGAUAUCUAUUUGUAGCUAGUAAGAUAUAUGAACCCUUAUCAGCUCCUCAGUUCUCUCCACCAUGGGGAUCGAGGGGGAGAGUGCUGCAUGGGACAGCUCCAGUCUCCAUUAACCACACCCUUCUGGUUAGGAGCUGCUCCUCAGCUCGCUCCACCAUGGGGAUCAAGGGGGAAAGAGCUGCAUGGGAUAGCUCCAGUCUCCAUUAACCACACCAUUCUGGUUAGGAGCUGUGGCUGCUGUACUUGCACAGGCACCCCUGCACAGCCUCAGCCUUCCCUCUCUGCUCCGCUCAGCAUCUCCCUUCACUGAUUGCAAAAUACAAACAUGCUACUUACCUUGAGGGAUCAUCUGCAGAUCAUACACAUAUAUCAAACUUCCACACUGUUCCUCAUAAAGAUAUGCAAAUAGUAUGUGUCCAUUAAGAUCUCUAAAAUCAUAAAACUAUACAACCUUCAUAC